Heterocephalus glaber (naked mole-rat) is the source of this 5805-nucleotide messenger RNA. Lineage: Eukaryota; Metazoa; Chordata; Mammalia; Rodentia; Bathyergidae. The record is from RefSeq and is a predicted model, not a curated record.
AUGUAUGCCACUGGUUCCAGGGAACAGUCCCCUGCUUUUGUACAACCUCAGAAUGGAAGCAGUCAUCGCUCACCUGGUUAUGUUCCAGGGAAGGUUGUCCCCCUGCGCCCCCCUCCUCCUCCAAAGAGCCAAGCGCCAGCCAAAUCCACCUCCAUCAGACAAGAAGCCCAGGCAACCUUUGCGUUCUCACCUGAAGAACAGCAAACACAGAGGGACAGGAAGCAGAAGAGACACAAGAAUACUUUCAUCUGCUUUGCUAUAACUAGUUUUUCAUUUUUUGUUGCACUUGCAGUCAUUUUAGGAAUAUCCUCAAAAUAUGCUCCAGAUGAGAACUGCCCAGAUCAAAACCCCCAUCUCAGGAACUGGGAUCCAGGGCAAGAUUCUGCAAAACAAGUUAUCAUCAAGGAGGGUGAUUUGUUCCGUCUGACCUCAGAUGCCACAGUGAAUUCUAUAGUCAUUCAGGAUGGAGGACUGCUUGUAUUUGGGGAUGAUAAAGAUGGAUCCAGAAAUAUUACUCUGAGGACUCGUUACAUCCUGAUCCAGGAUGGUGGGGCGCUUCAUAUUGGAGCAGAAAAAUGCCGCUAUAAAUCCAAAGUGACAAUUGCUUUGUAUGGCAAGUCAGAUGAAGGUGAAAGUAUGCCAACAUUUGGCAAAAAGUUUAUUGGUGUAGAAGCUGGUGGGACACUGGAGUUACAUGGGGCCCGGAAGACAUCUUGGACGUUGUUGGCGAGGACUCUGAACUCCUCAGGCUUGCCCUUUGGGUCCUAUACCUUUGAGAAGGACUUUUCCCGGGGUCUCAAUGUGAGGGUCAUUGACCAAGACACAGCCAAAAUUUUAGAAAGUGUGAAGUUUGAUACUCACGAGUACCAAAAUGAGAGUCGGAAACUUCAGGAAUUUCUGAGAGUCCAGGAUCCAGGACGAAUUGUUGCCAUAGCUGUCGGAGAUUCAGCAGUCAAGAACCUCUUACAAGGAACUAUCCAGAUGAUCCAGGAUCGAUUGGGAAGUAAGCUGAUCCAAGGACUGGGCUACAGGCAACCUUGGGCUUUAGUUGGUGUCAUUGAUGGCGGAAGUGCUUCUUGCAAUGAAUCUGUGAGAUACUAUGAAAACCAUAGUAGUGGUGGGAAGGCUCUUGCUCAAAGAGAAUUUUAUACUGUGGAUGGUCAGAAGUUCUCCGUGACAGCUUACAGUGAAUGGGACAAAGGGGUUUCUCUGUCAGGUUUCCGGGUGGAGAUUGUGGAUGGAGUGAAGUUGCAUCUGCUGGAUGAUGUUUGUAGUUGGCAGCCUGGAGACCGGAUUGUGGUUGCAAGCACAGACUAUUCUAUGUACCAAGCCGAGGAGUUCACUCUUCUCCCCUGUCCUGAGUGUAGCUGUUUUCAGGUCAAGGUGAAAGAAACUCCUCAGUUCCUGCACAUGGGAGAGAUCAUAGAUGGGGUAGACAUGAGAGCAGAGGUUGGAAUUCUCACCCGGAAUAUUGUGAUCCAAGGAGAAAUGGAGGACUCCUGUUAUGCUGAAAAUCAGUGCCAGUUUUUUGAUUAUGAUACCUUUGGUGGUCAUAUCAUGAUAAGGAAAAAUUUUACUUCAGUCCAUCUUUCUUAUGUGGAAUUGAAACACAUGGGUCAGCAGCACCUGGGGCGGUACCCUGUGCAUUUUCACCUGUGUGGAGACGUGGAUUCUAGAGGGGGGUACAGACACCCAACAUUUGUGGAUGGCCUGUCUAUUCAUCACAGCUUCUCGAGGUGCAUCACAGUGCAUGGGACUGAUGGCUUGCUGAUAAAAGAUACCAUUGGAUUCGACACACUAGGUCACUGUUUCUUUUUGGAAGAUGGUGUUGAACAAAGGAAUACUUUGUUCCAUAAUCUUGGGCUGCUCACCAAGCCAGGCAUUCUCCUCCCCACGGAUAGGAACAACUCCAUGUGCACCACCAUACGAGACAAAGUAUUUGGAAAUUAUGUCCCUGUGCCUGCCACUGACUGUAUGGCAAUUUCAACUUUCUGGAUUGCUCAUCCCAACAAUAAUCUGAUUAAUAAUGCAGCUGCAGGCUCACAGGAUGCAGGAAUAUGGUAUUUAUUCCACAAAGAGCCUACAGGGGAAUCCAGUGGAUUACAGCUCUUAGCAAAACCAGAGCUCACUCCACUGGGUAUAUUUUAUAACAACAGAGUCCAUUCAAGUUUUAAGGCUGGCUUGUUUAUUGACAAAGGUGUCAAAACCACCAACUCCAGUGCCACCGACCCAAGAGAAUACCUCUGCUUGGAUAACAGUGCAAGAUUUCGGCCUCAUCGGGAUGCAGACCCUGAGAAACCCCGUGUUGCUGCUGUAAUCGACAGGCUGAUUGCUUUUAAAAAUAAUGACCAUGGGGCCUGGAUCAGAGGAGGAGAUAUUAUUGUUCAGAACUCAGCAUUUGCAGAUAAUGGAAUAGGACUGACCUUUGCCAGUGAUGGAAGCUUCCCAAGUGAUGAAGGUUCUAGCCAGGAAGUGUCUGAAUCUCUCUUUGUUGGGGAGAGCAGGAAUUACGGCUUCCAUGGCGGUCAGAAUAAGUAUAUGGGCAUUGGAGGAAUAGACCAGAAACCUCGCACAUUACCUAGGAACAGGACAUUCCCAAUUAGAGGCUUUCAGAUAUAUGAUGGGCCCAUUCAUCUCACCAGGAGCACUUUCAAAAAAUACGUGCCAACUCCAGAUAGAUACAGCAGUGCGAUUGGCUUCCUAAUGAAGAAUACCUGGCAGAUAACCCCCAGGAAUAACAUUUCCCUGGUGAAGUUUGGACCACAUGUUUCUUUGAAUGUCUUUUUUGGAAAGCCUGGUCCUUGGUUUGAAGAUUGUGAGCUGGAUGGUGAUAAGAAUUCCAUAUUCCAUGACGUUGAUGGUUCUGUAACGGGAUACCAGGAUGCUUACGUGGGCAGAAUGGACAACUACCUGAUCCGCCAUCCGAGCUGUAUCAAUGUCACCAAGUGGAACGCAGUGAUCUGCAGUGGCACUUACGCCCAGGUGUAUGUACAGACAUGGAGCACUCAGAAUCUUACUAUGACCAUCGUGCGAGAUGAGUAUCCAUCCCAUUGGAUGGUGCUCCGGGGUAUUAACCAAAGGGCCGCCUUUCCGCAGUACCAGCCUGUGAUCAUGCUGGAGAAGGGCUAUACCAUCCACUGGAAUGGGCCGGCGCCCCGGAUUACUUUCCUGUACCUCGUAAACUUCAACAAGAAUGACUGGAUUCGAGUUGGCCUCUGCUAUCCAUCAAAUACAACCUUUCAGGUUACCUUUGGCUUUCUGCAGCGACAGAAUGGCUCCUUAUCCAAAAGUGAAGACUACGAGCCCGUGCAUUCGCUGGAAGAACUGCAGAGAAAGCAGGAUGAGAGGAAAUUCUAUUUUGACUCCAGCACAGGGUUAUUGUUUCUGUAUCUCAAAGCCAAAAGCCACAGGGAAGGCCACAGUUACUGUUCAUCUCAGGGAUGUGAAAGAGUCAAGAUCCAGGCAACAACAGACUCAAAAGACAUCAGUAACUGCAUGGCCAAGGCAUAUCCACAGUAUUACAAGAAGCCAUCUGCGGUCAAGCGCAUGCCCGCCAUGGUCAAAGGACUCUGCCGAGGCUGUGGUACCCAUCAGGUGGUGUUUACCAGUGAUCCUCACAAGAGCUACCUCCCUGUGCAGUUCCAGUCACCUAGUAAAGCAGAAACUCAGCGUGGAGAACUGUCUGUCGUUUCUGUCAAUGGCACCGACUUCACCUUCCAAAGUGCAGGCAUCCUCCUCCUCAUCGUAGAUGCGUGCAGUGUUCCCUUCCAGUUGACAGAAAAAAAGUUUUUCCCUCCUGCUGAUGUUGAUGGUAUGAAAGAAUAUUUGAAAACAAGCAUCCCUCCAAGGUCAAUAGUUCUGUUAAGUACAAGAGAAGAAAUAAAGCAGUUGAAUAUUUCAGAUUCAUUAAUACCUCUGGGAUUAGCCAAACCAGCUCAUCUUUAUAACAAAGGGAGCAUCAUUUUUUUGGGAUUCAGAGGAAACUUUAAACCAUCAUGGACUAAACUGUUUACCAGUCCUGCUGGACAGGGCCUUGGAGUGUUUGAACAGUUCAUACCUUUGCAGCUGGAUGACUAUGGAUGUCCCCGAACCAGCCGUGUCCAUAGAAGAGACCUGGAACUGUUAAAGCAAGCUUCUAAAGCGCUUUAGGGACUGAUUGUAACUUAAGUGCUAGGAAAAGAAAUGUGAACUAACUUAUUUAAUUUAUGGCAUUUUAAAAUGACACUGUUAACCUAAUAGAACCAUUUUCCUGUCUGAUACAAAAGGGAGAAAAGAAAGAGUUCAAAGAGAUUGCUUGAGUACCAGCUCACGCACCUUCUAGUUAUACAAACAUUAGAGAAUUUGUCUUUGUAAGGCUGGUGUCUUUAGAGAGAAACUCUCUUGUUCCUUACCCGGUGCCUCAGGAUGUGGUAAUGACCAUCCAUCAGCAGGGUUUGACUUUUGGUAAAAUGGGAUGUGCUACGGUGGGCUGGCAGCUUCUAAGAGUUCACUUGGGCUCUGUAGAGAACCAGCAUCUUGGAUACUUGAAGUCUGACCCUCAGUUGUGUCCUGUGGCAGGUGACGGGUGGCUGGGAUGUUUGGCAAUGCCUGGGGCCCUGUUUCUGGGCAACUGUGGUGGAUUUUUCUAUGAUCCUCAUUGACAGUUUUAAGUGGCAUCUCAGGCCCAGCUCAUGCCCAUUUUUGCCUGGACAUGUGCUAUUUUUAUUCAUUUGUAUAUUGAUUACUUCUAAGGGUUCCUCUUUCAAACAGGAAGUACAUUGGGGCAAAAGGGCUUUUAGGGAUUAGAAAUCCCUUUCAUUUGUGACUGUUGGGCAAAAAUUUGACCUGCAUCAAGGUCUGAGAUUGUUGGGACCAUUUUGGAGCUUUAAUCCUUAGCCUGUCUUGACUGUAUAUUUGUGUUUAAAAUGCAGAGCUGAGCUGAACAUUUACUUUAUUUUUAUUUUUUAAAAGCAGGCCGUUUUCCUGAACUCUAAACUUGUAUUGUUUUAACUUGCACAGAGGAAGUCUGUUCUUCAUGUUGCUCUUGUACCUGGAUUUUUUUGUUGUUUUCAUGUGUGUGGGUUUUUAAAAAAGAUUCUCCACUUACCAUCCUGCCGGGAAAAUCCUGGAAAGCUUAAUGAUAAUCCAAAAUGAUUGUACCUAGGGUGGGAAGAAGUAUCCUUUUAAGGACCAGAAUCAUGGAGGGAAUAUUGAGAAAUUAAUCCUUUCUAGCCUUAAAGGAGUGGAGUCACUCUUAAUUAAAUUGUUGAGGACAAUUAAGAGCACAGUGAUGCCUGAUUUCCCUUUCCACUGGAAUCCCUGGUCUCCUGCCAGUGAGGAUUGCAUUUAUCAAAGGAGAUGGGUACCACAGCCUGGGAUGCUCCCCUCUCCCUAAGAGGAAAGAUGCAUCAGAAUGCCUUUGCAUUUUUAUAAACCCACAAGGCACCAAUCUGGUGAGGGGAAGGCCAAGUGUGUUUGGGCUGCUGACACUGGCAGUGAGUGAGUACAGACAAAUUUACUUUCUUUACCAUGUGCCAAGCUGAUGGCUUGUACCUUUGUGUCCAGGAGAAACUACAGACCAGCUCUGCGACUUCUUACUUUACAAAAUGUGCUACCUCAAACUGCUGCCAAUAAAAACCAUUCUGACUGUAAGUGCUCACCCGAAGGGCACGUGUCUUAAAAGUUUGGUUAGUUUUUUUGGGUGUGGGAUUUUUUGUUUUUAUUUUUUUGUACAGUAAUGAAUGAGAUCUUACCUAUUAAAUACAUAAUUGUGUCAUGGUUCCUAAAGGUGAUUAAAGUUUGUGUGUGUGUUUUAUGACAAAUAUC